AUGGGGCCUUUCGGUAGGGAUAAGGAGGCUGACGGCCGAGCUCUAUAUGUAGAAAAGUCAGUCACCAAUCGACUUAUACUUUGCAAAGAAAUUGGCCAGACUAACUGUGAACUCAGGGAUGCUCUCCCCUUUUCUUGGGAAUGUCCUUGGUGGAGGUCUGUUUUGUGGUCCAUUCUCUCUUGUGGAUGUUCCUUCUUGACGAGAGAUGCGCCAGGAGCAGGAGUAGAAGACCACAAAUCAUCACAAAGUCUGGCUCGGGUGAUCUGA
Clonostachys byssicola is the source of this 267-nucleotide messenger RNA. NCBI's taxonomy places the organism in Eukaryota, Fungi, Ascomycota, Sordariomycetes, Hypocreales, Bionectriaceae. The record is from the annotation of a GenBank genome assembly.